AUGGAUAUUGACGAUAACGAUGAUGAUUUCUAUGCGCCUGAGGAACCGGCUGCUCCGGCUGCUACAGAAGCUCCCCAAGACAAUGAGGACUUAGAGGAAGGCGAAGAGGAGGAUGAGGGUGGCGCUAUGGAUGAGGAUGACUCCUCUGACGAUAGCAUGGUCAUCAUUACGGAGAGGAAGGACGGCACAUCAGCUGCACCACCGUCACAAUCUCGGUACAGCAGCAUCAAAGACAUUCCGCAACGAUCAAUAUCAAAUAAUACCACCACCAAAGCAGCCCCCUCAAAACCCGAAGACCCAAAACAGGGUGCCGAACUCCCCGCCAUUAGAACUUCCACGGUCGACAUCAACGCGAUACCCACCCACAAGGGCACCGGCAAGCUCAUCACACAAAUCAACAUUGACGAAGAUCUCCCAGAGAACGACAAGCCUUGGCGGAAACCCGGCACUGAUUUGAGCGACUACUUCAACUACGGCUUCGACGAGUUCACGUGGACGCUGUACGCCAACAAGCAGGAGCAGCUGCGCGGCGAGUACAACUCCGAUGCGAUCGCCAACAACAGCAAGAAGAUGUUUGAGGAUAUGGCCUCCAUGAUGAUGAUGGGUGGUAUGCCCGGCAUGCCGUCUAUGCCGGGGAUGCCUGGCGGCGGUGCUGGUGGCGCAGGAGGAGGUGCCGCUGGAGCCAGUAUGCCCGGUAUGGAUGGCAUGCCCCCGGAAAUGCAGCAGAUGAUGCAACAGAUGAUGGCCGCCGGCGGGAUGGAUCCCAGCCAGAUGGACCCGUCAGCAAUGAGUGCCAUGUUUGCGGGCAUGCAGAAUGCCGGUGGUCCUGGCGGGCAGGGUCCAGGAGGGCAAGGUCAGAACUUUGGCGGUGGCUUCGGGGGCAACCAAGGUCAGGGAUUUGGGUAUGAUCAGGUGCCUCGACUUAGUUGUCUCAAGCCAAAGAGUCACGGCCUGGGGGGGGGGGGGGGGAUUGGUUUUUAG
Messenger RNA from Cryphonectria parasitica EP155, 981 nucleotides. RefSeq lists its product as uncharacterized. The transcript has 6 exons. Gene Ontology annotation, molecular function: RNA binding. NCBI's taxonomy places the organism in Eukaryota, Fungi, Ascomycota, Sordariomycetes, Diaporthales, Cryphonectriaceae. The record is from RefSeq and is a predicted model, not a curated record. Gene Ontology annotation, cellular component: mRNA cleavage and polyadenylation specificity factor complex. Bases 1 to 981 code for a protein of 326 amino acids.